This is a messenger RNA of Strongylus vulgaris, 478 nucleotides long. NCBI's taxonomy places the organism in Eukaryota, Metazoa, Nematoda, Chromadorea, Rhabditida, Strongylidae. The record is from the annotation of a GenBank genome assembly.
UGGAAAUCUGUAAAAUUGUAAAGCUCGCUUUUUUUGAAAUUUCAAUCAUCAAGUUCUGUUAGCUGCGAAAAGUGCUCUCUAGAUCCUCGAAAAAGGCGAUUUGCAAGUAUCUGAUAAAGAACGGCAAGCCGCCUCGGACCAGUCGUUGAAGGAGGUAUCACAACUGAUUGCUUCGAUGGUGGUAAAUCCAGAAACGAAACGUCCCAUACCGCCAUCAGUAAUCGACAAAGCUCUGCACGAAAUGCAUUUUUCGCUAAAGCCGAAUAGGAGUGCGAAGCAGCAGGCACUGGAAGCGAUUCCCAAGCUUCGCGAAACUAUCCGUAUCGAACGUGCAAAGAUGCGUAUUCGUAUAUCGAUGCCAUCACAUGAAGCCAAACUUACACAUAAUCGUCUAAAAGCGCUAUUCAGUGAGGUGGAAAUGGAAGACUGGGCUGAAGGAGGACUGGAAAUGGUAAGAAGUUUUGGUUUUUUGAUUGUA